Molecule: messenger RNA, 2565 nt
Organism: Talpa occidentalis (Iberian mole)
Lineage: Eukaryota; Metazoa; Chordata; Mammalia; Eulipotyphla; Talpidae
Gene: TAS1R3
Product: taste 1 receptor member 3
Biological process (GO): G protein-coupled receptor signaling pathway; sensory perception of sweet taste; sensory perception of umami taste
Cellular component (GO): membrane
Molecular function (GO): sweet taste receptor activity; G protein-coupled receptor activity
Source: RefSeq, a predicted model, not a curated record
AUGGCCGCCCUGGCGCUCCUGGGCCUCGCGGCGCUCCUGGGCCUCGGGGCAGGCGCCCCCCUGUGCCUGUCCCGGCAGCUCCGGCAGCAGGGGGACUACGUGCUGGGCGGGCUCUUCCCCCUGGGGUGCGCCGAGGACGCCGGAGCCCGCGGCAGGUCCCCGCCCGACCUCGCCGGGCGCGCCAGGGUCUCGCCCCUCGGCCUGCUGUGGGCGCUGGCCGCGAAGCUGGCCGUGGAGGAGAUCAACAACGGGUCCUCGCUGCUGCCCGGGCUGCGCCUGGGCUACGAGCUGCUGGACACGUGCGCGGGGCCCGGGGCCGUGAGGCCCAGCCUGGCCUUCCUGGGCGCGGCGGGCGGCGCCGCCCCCGCCCCCUGCGACUACACGCGGCGCCGGCCCCGCGUGCUGGCCGUCGUGGGGCCGCACUCGUCCGAGCUGGCGCUGGCCACCGGCAAGGUCUUCGGCUUCUUCCUCGUGCCCCAGGUCAGCUACGGGGCCGGCGCGGACGGGCUGAGCCGGCGGGAGACUUUCCCCUCCGCCUUCCGCACGGUGCCCGGCGACCGCGCCCAGGCGGCCGCCAUGGUGGAGCUGCUGCGGGAGCUGGGCUGGAGCUGGGUGGCCGCGGUGGGCAGCGACGACGACUAUGGCCGGCGGGGCCUGAGCCUCUUCUCCGGCCUGGCCGCCUCGCGCGGCAUCUGCGUCGCGCACGAGGGCCUGCUGCGGGCGGGCGCGGCGCGGGGCCUGCUGCGCCAGGUGAGCGGGAGCGGCGUGGAGGUGGUGGUGGUGUUCGCCUCCCGCGCGGCCGGCGCCCUCCUCCGCUGCAGCCUCCGCUGCGGACUCCCGCCCAAGGUGUGGGUGGCCAGCGAGGCCUGGCUGGCCUCGGACCUGGUCACCGCGCUGCCCGGCGUGGCCCGGGUGGGCACCGUGCUGGGCUUCCUGCAGCGGGGGGCGCCCCUGCCCGAGUUCCCGUCCUACGUGCACGCCCAACUGGCCCUGGCCGCCGACCCCGCCUUCUGCGCCUCGCUGGAGGCCGAGCCGCGGGGUCUGGAGGAGCAGGCGGGGCGGCGCUGCCCGCAGUGUGACCACGUCACGCUGGAGGACCUGCAGGCUGGGCUGCUGCACCCCCAGACCUUUGCGGCCUACGCGGCGGUGCAGGCAGUGGCCCAGGCCCUCCACCGCGCGCUGCGCUGCAAUGCCUCCGGCUGCCCCGCCCGGGAGCCCCUGCGGCCCUGGCAGCUCCUGGAGACCAUGCACAAUGCCAGCUUCCGGGCACGGGGCCUGGCGCUGCGGUUCGACGCGGGCGGCAGUGUGGGCGUGGACUACCACCUGAAGCUGUGGGUGUGGCGUGGCGGGGAGCCCGCGCUGCGCACCGUGGGCACCUACGACGGCCGUCUGCGGCUCCAGCGCUCCCGCCUCAGCUGGCACACACCGGGGAACAGGGAGCCCAAGUCCCGCUGCUCGCGGCAGUGCCAGCCCGGCCAGGUGCGACGCCUGAAGGGCCUGCACUCCUGCUGCUACGACUGUGUGGACUGCAAGGCGGGCAGCUACCGGCGCAGCCCAGAUGACGCUCUGUGCACCUUGUGCGCCCAGGACCAGUGGUCUCCGGACCGGAGCACACGCUGCUUCCCCCGUACGCCCCGGUUCAUGGCCUGGGGGGAGCCGGUGGUGCUGGUGCUGCUCCUGCUCCUGGGCCUGGCCCUGGGUCUGGUGCUGACGGCCCUGGCCCUCUUCAUCCGGAACCGGGACAGCCCGCUGGUGCAGGCGGCAGGCGGGCCCCGGGCCUGCUUUGGCCUGGGCUGCCUGGGCCUCGUCUGCCUCAGCAUCCUCCUGUUCCCCGGCCGGCCCCACCCCGCCAGCUGCCUGGCCCAGCAGCCGCUGCUGCACCUGCCGCUGACUGGCUGCCUGAGCACGCUGUUCCUGCAGGCGGCUGAGAUCUUUGUGAGGGCGGAGCUGCCCGCCGGCUGGGCGGCCCGGCUGCGUGGCAGCCUGCAGGGGCCUGGGGCCUGGCUGGUGGUGCUGCUGGCCAUGCUGGCGGAGGCGGGGCUGUGCGCCUGCUGCCUGGUGGCCUUCUCACCAGAGGUGGUCACCGACUGGCAGGCACUGCCCACAGAGGCGCUGCUGCACUGCUACCUGCGCUCCUGGGCGGGCUUUGGGCUGGUGCACGCCACCAAUGCCACACUGGCUGGCCUCUGCUUCAUGGGCACCUUCCUGGCACGGGGCCAGCCCAACCGCUACAGCGGGGCCCGCGGGCUCACCUUUGCUGCACUGGCCUACUUCGUUACCUGGGUGUCCUUCGUGCCUGUCUUCGCCAACGUGCAUGUGGCCUACCAGCCUGCUGUGCAGAUGGGCGCUACCCUCCUCUGCGCCCUGGGCAUCCUGGCCACCGUCCACCUGCCCCAGUGCUACCUGCUGCUGCGCCGGCCAGAGCUCAACACCCCCACCUACUUCCUGGGAGAGGUGCCCGGCGAUUCACGGGGUGAGGACGGUGCUGGGACUGAGGAGGUGGCUGGGCCUCACCGCCAUGCACAGACCUAGUGGGUGUCCCCAGGCUGUCCCAGAUCCACUGCG